Molecule: messenger RNA, 522 nt
Organism: Colletotrichum spaethianum
Lineage: Eukaryota; Fungi; Ascomycota; Sordariomycetes; Glomerellales; Glomerellaceae
Exons: 2
Coding region: 1-522 (173 amino acids)
Biological process (GO): DNA-templated transcription
Molecular function (GO): zinc ion binding; DNA binding
Source: RefSeq, a predicted model, not a curated record
AUGCCGCCCACCGGCAUGCCGAUGCAGUCCUCCAUGUCACCAGCACCAGCACCCACGACAAUGGAUGACACGCUCGACUUUAGCACCCCUGGCUCUCAAUUCACUAUGGACAAACGCAUGAGGUUACAGCUGCAGAGGAUCUAUUUCGAACAGUUCCACCCACAGUGGCCUCUGUUGCAUCGCGAAGUGUUCGAAACAACUGCGCAACCAAAGCUUCUGAUGCAGGCUGUCAUGGCCGUUGGCUUGUGGUUCGCUGAAUCACAAGAAUUCAGAGACCUCGCCAUCGAGUUCCAUGACCACCUCUUAAUAGAGACUGGAAACAAGCUUGCUACAUUGAUUUCGACGAUCCUCGUGCCAUACCGGGCGGAUAAAUCCAUGGACAACAUUAUGAUGACGCACGCCAUGUUGUUAGAGACGUUCAAGGCCACAGGAGUCUACGAUCAGUCAAAGAUCAACGCGGGAUCGCGACUUUGUGGGCACAACGGCUACCCUUGGGUAUUCAGAGAACUAUACCAGCGGUAA